CUCCCUACUGCUUUUUGUUUUGCCCCUCAUUUUCUCCAAUUUGGCUACCUUCAAUUCAAAAACUUCAUAGCCAUUGAUAUUUACAUCAUAUACCCAUAAAUCCCCUGCUUUUUGAGCUGCUAUAUAACUAGCUCCUUCUCAAACUUUUUUGUUUGUCUGUUCAGUGGAUCGAUCGUGAAGCUGGUUGCUCGGUACUAGUCUAGUCGUGUUCUUCCUCGUUUGUCGUCCUUCUUCAGUAGAUGGGCUGUUUCCAGUCUACAGCAAAAAAGCAGUUCCCUGGACACGAAGAUCCUGUAGUCCUUGCAUCUCAAACAGCCUUUAGUGUAAGCGAAGUUGAGGCAUUGUUUGAGCUGUUCAAGAAUAUUAGCGGUUCGGUAGUUGAUGAUGGGCUAAUUAGCAAGGAAGAAUUUCAGUUGGCUUUAUUCAAGAACAGAAAGAAAGAAAACCUUUUUGCAAAUCGGAUUUUUGAUCUCUUUGAUGUAAAGCAAAAAGGAGUUAUCGAUUUUGGUGAUUUUGUUAGGGCACUAAAAGUUUUCCACCCAAAUGCCUCACAAGAAGAGAAGAUCAAUUUUUCAUUUAGGCUUUAUGAUUUGGAUGGCACGGGGUUCAUCGAGCGGCAAGAGGUAAAGCAAAUGUUAAUUGCAAUUCUAUGCGAGUCUGAGAUGAAGUUGGCCGACGAGAUCGUUGAGAUAAUACUGGAUAAGACAUUUUUGGAGGCAGAUUCAAAUCAGGACGGAAAGAUUGACAACUCUGAGUGGCACAAUUUUGUGGGCCGAAAUCCUUCAUUAUUGAAAAUAAUGACCCUUUCAUAUCUGAGGGAUAUAACUACUACUUUUCCAAGUUUUGUAUUUCAUUCUGAAGUUGAUGAGAUGGCUACCUAACUAAGAAAUGUUGUUCAGACCGAUUCUUUUUCUCCCUAUUCUGGUAAUUUAUUGACGCACCUAAGUUUGUUGGGGGACUUGGAGCCUUUUCAGAAUAUAGAAAAACCAAGGGUGAUUAAAAUGGAACAGUAGUAAAUGGAUCAAGAGGUAAGUAGCCUUCCAUUGUAAAGUGAUUUCGUUGGCAAUAUUCUGCCGUUUAAUUACAGUGAGCAGGAUAUACAGUGCUAUUACAUUUCCAACUGUUUAUCUGUUUUGUGUUGGUGGUAAAUUUUGCAUAGCAUCCUUUCAAUUAUAUCAAAAAUCAAUGUCAACCAAGUGUCUGGCCUA
Messenger RNA from Nicotiana tabacum (common tobacco), 1208 nucleotides. RefSeq names its product calcineurin B-like protein 1. The record is from RefSeq and is a predicted model, not a curated record. NCBI's taxonomy places the organism in Eukaryota, Viridiplantae, Streptophyta, Magnoliopsida, Solanales, Solanaceae. Gene Ontology annotation, biological process: calcium-mediated signaling. Gene Ontology annotation, molecular function: calcium ion binding; kinase binding.